AUGGGAAACCAGGCCCAUGGAAUCUGCUCCCACGUCUCUGAAUCCACGAAGAAGCAGUUUUUCAUGAAGGUGCCUCAGGAUUCUGCCCGCAAGGACAGAAAGAUGCACCCCACCACUAUCCUGCUCUGCAAGUCACAGAGCAGCCAGGCUGCCCUGGUGCCCCAGGAGCACAAGACAUUCUUGGAGGAAGCAUACAAUGCAGCCAUCUGCUUCAAGAUGCUCCGGGACCUGAACGGCUCAGACCCCCUCCGCCGGAAGUCCAUCAUCAAGAAAAUCACGCACAUGGCUCACGAGGCCCCCAGCCUGGUGCUGGGGACCAUCCACGACUACUUUGUAGACAACCCGGAGAUCUCCACACGGCACAAGCUCCGGCUGCUCCACGUCCUGGAGAGCGUCAUUGAAGCCAGCGACUUCAUGGAGGAGACCUGGGAGACCACCUUCAUGCAGCUGGCCCUGGAGAACAUGACCAAGUCUACGGAGCUGGAGGAGGCGUACCAGGACGCGGCCAGCAACGUGCUGCUGGCCGUCUGCAAGCACUCGUGGCGGGUGGUGGCCCAGCACCUGGAGUCCGAGGUCCUGACGGGCAUCUUCCCGCACCGCAGCCUCCUCUACGUGAUGGGCAUCCUGACCUCUAACGAGGAACUAUUCAAGGAGGGAGAGAAGGCAUGCUGGGAAGAGCAGUUGGCCCGGAUAGCCAUCAAGUCGGUCCAGUUUCUGAACACAGAUGCGUGGUCCAAGGAGCUGCUGGGGGCACUGACCAAGCCCGACCAGAUACACCAGGAGCAGCCCCCAGAGAAGGCCUUCCUGUUCCUCUACUAUGGGCUGAUCCUUCAAGCUGAGGACAAUAGCACCACAGUUAGGACACACCUGAGGACCCUCCUGGAAACGUCCCACCAGUGGCCCAAGCAAAGGGAGGGCAUCGCUCUCACGGUGGGGCUGGCUGCAGCCCGCCACCUGGACCAUGUCUGGGCCGUCCUGGAGCAGUUUGGCCGGAGCACGCCUGUCAAGUGGAGCUUGCACAGCUUCUCCCCUAAGAACUCGGAGGACCUGAGGUGGAAGUGGGCCAGCAGCACCAUCCUCCUGGCCUACGGGCAGAUGGCGGCCAAGGCCAAGGCCCACAUCCUCCCAUGGGUGGACAACAUCUUGUCGCGCAUGAUCUUCUACUUCCACUGCAGCUCCUGGGACGAGACCCUGAAGCAGAGCUUCCUCGCGGGCGUCCUCAUGCUGGUGGGGGCCAUCAGCCGCAGCGAAGGGGCGCAAAGCUACGAGUUCUCCCAGACCUCCGAGCUCCUCGAGUGUCUGAUGCUUUUGAUGGAGAAGGAACCCCAAGACACCCUGUGCACGUCGACCCGCCAGCAGACCAUCCACAUCAUCUCCAGGCUCUGUAAGCUGAGGCCACCCCUGGACUUGGAAAAGAAAUCUCGGCUUCUGACCAUCAGCCUCCGCAGUGUGUUGUCCCUGCCGCUACUGGAAGUCCUAGAGAAGCACACCUGCCUCUAUCUGGAGCCGCCCAACAUACAGCUGCCCAGUGGGGACGGUGGGGGUCUUCCUGGGCCUGGUGGGAGCUCGCUGGUGUGCAACCUGGCCCAGGGACGUCAGAUUUCUCCAGGGCGGGAAGCGGGCAUCAUGGGCAUGGAGAGGCCGGGGACUCGGGCCCCUCAGCAGGCCACAGACCUCCAUCCCCCUGGGGCUUGGCGGCCACCUGACCUGCCCCGCAUCCCUGCGCAGACCCUCUACAACAAGACCUUGGAGGCGCUGGGUCAGAUGCUGCAGAGCUUCAUCACGCAGAACCCCACGCCCGACGAGCUGCAUUUCCUGCUGUCGCACAUGUACAGAUGGCUGGCGUCAGAGAAGGUGCACGAGCGGCAGCGGGCGGUACACAGCUGCAUGUCCCUCCUCAAGUUCCUGAGCCACAACCUCUACCUGGACCCAAAAGAGGACUUCAAACGGAUUGGACAGCUGAUGGGCAUGCUGGGGAUUCUGUGCCAAGACCCGGACAAGGCCACCCAGUGCUCCAGCCUGGAAGGGAUGGGCCACCUCUACCAGCUCCUGAUGCGCCAGAGAGCAGGGGAAGCUUCACAGGCGCGAGCCUCAGCCCCCAAGCCGCUCUCCCAGGCCGGCGUGGAUGAGAUCCCCGUCUGGAGCGGCAGGGACCAGAGGGCCGCUCUCCCCAUCACCCAGGAGGUGGCACUUCCGAGGGACCACACCUCCCAGCCCAGCAGCUCCCAAGUCAUCAAGGAGGCCAUGAAGUAUCUCACGAUGGCAGAGCUGACCGACCUCGUCUGGACGGCCAUCGACGGCCUGGGCUCCACCAGCCCCUUCCGCGUGCAGGCGGCCGCCAACAUGCUGCUCACUGUCAUCCAGGAGCACGGGGCCAAGCUGGAGACCGUUGCCAGCCUGAGCCGGGCCAUCCACCUGCGGCUGUGCUCCGUCCGCAUCCCCCAAGCCAAGGAAAACGCCCUGCAGGCCAUCACGCUGCUGGCCCGGAGCCACACCCCUGAGAUGGUGGCCGCCUUCCUGGACUUCUCCAUACCCCUGGACAGUCACGCCUUCCAGUUGUGGAGGGCCCUGGGGGCCGAGCAGCCUGUGAGCCGCCUGGUGCUGGCCAUGCUGCUGGCCUGGCUGCAGGAGCGGCCCCUGCCCACCAGGGCCGGCGACGGCAGCCCCCAGCCCAAGGAGAAGGCCUACCUGCGCUCCUUGGCUGCCAUGAACACGCUGCGUGAGCUGCAGUUCGCCCGAGAGUUCAAGAAGGCCGUGCAGGAGGCCUACCCCAAGCUGCUCCUGGCCCUCCUCACCCAGGUGCACUACGUCUUGGAGCUGAACCUGCCCCAGGAGCCCCCGCCCGGCCAGGAGGCCCAGGAGGCCCUGGAGGCCCCGGGGGCGGCCACACCCAGCCCCCUGAGCACGUCGCUGGAGGUGCUGAAGAGCCUGCUGUCCACCACCGGGCACUGGCAGGACUUCGCCCACCUGGAACUGCAGGGCGCCUGGGCGCUCUUCACCACCAUCCACACCUACCCACAGGGCGUGGGCCUCCUGGCCAGGGCCAUGGUGCAGAGCCGCUGCAGGCAAAUCAAGGCAGUGACCGUCCAACUGCUGCCCAACCUGCAGAGCCAGGAGGAGCGGGAGCGGAAGGCAGCCAUCCUCAUCCUCACCGAGUUCCUCUACAGCCCUGCCCUGCUGGAGGUGCUCCCUAAGCAGGCCGCCCUGACCGUGCUGGCCCGAAGCCUCAGAGACCCCAGCCCCGAGGUCCGCGUGCUGAGCCUGCAGGGCCUGGGAAACAUCCUCUUCCACCCAGAGAAGGGAAGCCUGCUCCGCGGACAGCUGCCGCCCUUCCUCGACGGCUUCUUCCAGAGCAGCGAGCCGGUGGUGGUGCGCGUCAUGGGCACCGUGUCAGACGUGCUGCAUCGCUUGGGUGCCCAGGGCACAAGGGUGCAGAGCCUGGGCAUCGCCAUCAACGCCCGCUCCUUCUUUGAUGACGAGCGGGAGGGAAUCCGGGCGGCAGCUAUGGCACUGUUCGGGGACCUGGUGGCGACAAUGACAGGCCAAGAGCUAAGUGGGCUUCGAACCCAGGUGCACCAGAGCAUGGUGCCACUGCUUCUGCACCUGAAGGACAGCUGUCCAGCCGUCGUCACGCAGGCCAAGUUCGCCUUCUACCGCUGCUCCGUGCUGCUCCGCUGGCGGCUGCGCCACACCCUCUUCUGCACGCUGGCUUGGGAGCGGGGACUCAGCGCGCGCCACUUCCUCUGGACCUGCCUGAUGAGCCACAGCCAGGAGGGAUUCAGCAUCCACUUGGCACAGGCCCUCAGUUACCUGCACAGCCGCCACCACCACCUCAAGACCUGGGCAGCCCUCUUCAUAGGUUAUACCAUCUGCUACCACCUCCAGGCCGUGUCCCAGAUGGUCAAUGAUGUGGACACUAAACUGCUGUUCUGCACUUUUGAGGAUCUCAAAAAUGACCCAGAUCCCGGCAUCCGCGAAUUCGCCACCAGGCAGGCCUCCUUCCUCCAGGAGGUGGCGGCCAGACCACGGUGA
Molecule: messenger RNA, 4032 nt
Organism: Camelus dromedarius (Arabian camel)
Lineage: Eukaryota; Metazoa; Chordata; Mammalia; Artiodactyla; Camelidae
Product: maestro heat-like repeat family member 5
Exons: 30
Coding region: 1-4032 (1343 amino acids)
Cellular component (GO): cytoplasm
Source: RefSeq, a predicted model, not a curated record